AAAAUAUGGCAAGUGCCAAAAAAUGGCCAAACCUUUAUUUAGUGAGUCUCGGGAGGAUACAGAGCGAACGCUCUCCCCUCCUCCGCCAUGUGAUGACGGACAGACUGUAUCACCGGAGCGAUGCUUGAAGUCACUCUCAUCAGCAACAAAGCGAAGCAACAGCAGCAGCAGCAGCAGCACUGACGUAAACCAUCCACCACAUCACCGGAACCAUACGGACCAGGACCGACACCAUAUCGUCUCUUCCGAAGGACGUAUAGGAUGAAAACGGAGCGCUGAGAGAGACUUGGGAUCGUGAUGAUGCUCGGACUCCAAUUCACGGCAACAUUUGAAAUGCGCGUUAAAUGGAGACUCAUGACAAGAGAUGCUGCAGGGUGCCGCAUUGCCUGGCCGCUUGAUGAUGGUAGGAUAGAGCAGCGCUUUUAACCGUGAUGCUCGUUCUUAGAUGCUUUUGGGGUGGGAUGGAAUGAAUGAACGGAUUUUGUGGUCGAGUCAAUGCCUCAGAUUUGAUCAUACGCAAACUAAGACGAUUUCAGCCUGCUUAAGCCAUAGACAUAUACAAUCGAUGAGCACGACCAGAUGAAUGUAUGUGAAUUAAAAAAAAAAAAAAAAAAAAAAACCCACGAUACAGGUGAACUCAUAAGGUGAACUAACGGUGUCAUAGCUUACACUCAGGACCAUCUCCAAAGUCAGGGUUUAUUUGAAAGCACUGCAGUGACAGGGCUCUUUAUGAUUGGCAUUUUCAUAAUCAAUUACAUAGAGCAUAUUUAGUGUAGUAUAUACAGUAUAGUCAGCCUUGGUCCAUUGCAAAGACAAUGACUCAUUUACAGGCAGGCCUGUCUCCAGAAACCCUGGAGAAAGCCAAGGUGGAGUUAAAGGAGAACCCCGACACUUUGCAUCAGGACAUACAGGAGGUGAGGGACAUGAUCAUCACCCGUCCAGACAUUGGCUUUCUCAGGACAGACGAUGCUUUCAUCCUGCGCUUUCUCAGAGCCCGGAAAUUUAACCAUUUCGAGGCCUUCCGCCUCCUGGCCCAGUACUUUGAGUACCGGCAACAGAACCUAGAUAUGUUCAAGAACCUGAAGGCCACCGAUCCCGGGAUCAAGCAGGCUCUGAAGGAUGGAUUUCCUGGGGUUCUGUCCAAUUUGGAUAGAUACGGGAGGAAGAUUCUGGUUCUGUUCGCAGCGAACUGGGAUCAGAGCAGGUACACUUUUGUGGAUAUUCUGCGGGCUAUUUUACUUUCUCUGGAGGCAAUGAUAGAAGACCCUGAGCUACAAGUAAAUGGAUUUGUCUUGAUCAUUGACUGGAGUAACUUCACUUUCAAGCAAGCUUCCAAGCUAACUCCAAGCAUGCUGAGAUUGGCAAUCGAGGGCCUGCAGGAUAGCUUCCCAGCUAGAUUCGGAGGGAUUCAUUUUGUCAACCAACCUUGGUACAUCCACGCUCUGUACACAGUCAUCCGGCCUUUCCUCAAGGACAAAACAAGAAAAAGGAUUUUCAUGCAUGGAAACAAUCUGAACAGCUUGCACCAGCUGAUCUUGCCUGAGAUUCUGCCAUCUGAGCUGGGUGGGAUGUUGCCUCCUUACGAUAUGGGCACCUGGGCCAGGACGUUGCUUGACCACGCAUAUGACGAGGAGACGGACUACUGCCCUGAAUCCUAUACCUUGUCUGUCAAAGACCUGGAGAAAGAUCUGUCCCCCAAAACCAUGAAAAGGUCCCAGUCUGUAGUGGAGCCGGGUGUCCUGAAACGACCAGAAAAAGUGAAAAGUGAAGAAGAGAACAUGCAGCCGCUGCUUUCGCUGGACUAAAGGCUCUUAAUUCCCCAGGCAACGAGGAAACGUCAAGCUCCAUAUGCUGGGGAGGAGUGCACCUUGUUCCUAUAAUGCCAGAAAAAAAAUGUACAAAGAAAAGGAAAUGUUAAGAAGCAAAAGAACACACAAACAGCCUCCAGGAACACUGUAGAGCUGCCAGUUAAAGUGAUAUUUUUGAAGCAAAGAGCUAACGGCGGACGUCCGUAUGUAAUUGUCAAGUGCCAAUUCAAAUCUGUAAAUACACUUCAGUUCUAGACGUGAGAUUGAGGGAGUAAUUGUGACAUGAACCUGUAAAGACUGCUGUGAAUAUCCUGUGUGUGCUUCUCGUGGUUAUUAUGUAGAACAUGGUAAUGUAGGAUGGGUAAUCAUGCUUAUAAAGAUUCACAAGCUUUGGGGUUUCCAAUAUUUAUAAUGGUGCAUUAAAGUCCUCUUGGAAAGUUUGUGUUCAAGAGUCAGAUGUGAUCAAGUCACUUUCAUCAGAGCAAGAUGGCACUGUACCUAUUUAACUACACAAAUAUACAGUAAGGUUGUUGUUUUUUUACAUAAAGUCGUAAAUACGAUUGAUUUUCUUUGAGCCCCGAGUUUACGAGUUGGGGGUGUGUCAGUUGGAAACGUGGCUGAAUACCACAAUACUUAGGCUUAUAGGUAUUUAGCAGUGAUGUUGUCAGGCUUUUUAUUUACAACGAACAAAAUAAGCUAACAUUUUCUAGACGUAGAGUUUAAAAACCUUGCUGUAUUUUUGUGUAGUUAAUUAAGAGAAGGUACACUGCCAUCUUGGUCCGACAAAAGUGACUUGAACGCACCUGACGUUGCGAAUUCCCAACUCGUAAAUACAAACUUCCAGGUGGACUUGAACGCACCAUAAUACCCAAAUCAAGAGUCGCUCAGGAGUAUUUCGAAAGGAAAGCAUAGAGAUGUUGACAGCGUCAGACAGACAUAUGCUACUUCCAUUAAAGGAAACACCAUCUUUCGUCCAGGUUUCAGUGUUUCACAGCAAAUACCCCUUUACGGAUUUUUCUAACAAGUGUUUGCUAACAUUAUUUUACCACAACUUAAGCUGUGUUAUCGAUUUAGUAUUCUUAUAUCCCAGAGGGGUCGAGUCACAUUUAGUAGGCUAGCUGAUUCUUCACUGAUGGCCUUGUUGUUUACACUAUGUCGUAGAUCCGUGGAAUAUUGCUUUAUUUCGUAACCAUUUCCAUGUUGAGUUGUUUCCCAAGGCAUCUGUAUUCAUACCAAGGACAACAAAGUGCUGUCUUUGCCAUCUUUCCAACUUCAGAGUCAUUGGUUCUGAAGUUAAAGGAAUAGCGCACCCAAAAAUGAGUAUUCUCUGUUAAUUCACUUACCCUUAUGUCAUUCCAAAUCAGUAUUUGAAUCAAGAUUUGCCGACAUACGAGUUUGGAACAACACAAGGGUGAGUAAACAAAGACUAAAUGGCUGAACUAUCCCUUUUCAAGUAUUAAUUAAGACUACAUCUACACUAAUCGAAAUACAUUUAAAAAAGGUGUUUUCGUUUAAAAACGCUCUCCGUCCACACUAGCGUUUUCAAGUGUUUUCCAAAAACACAGCAUUUUCAUCCACACUAAAACGCUUGGGUACCUGUACUGCGCAUGAGUAAGAUGCUUCGACAUCCAUCAGGUGAUUAUUUACAUUCCACGUCUUUUAAACGUUGUGGCAAUUUGAAGAAAUGUGAUCUGGAGUAUGUUCAAAUUGACAUUAAUCUUUAACAACGCUAUCAAACUAGAGAGCAGCCAAAACAACUGCGGUACAACGUCACCAUCUUGCUUUGGGCUGAAUGGGUCACAUGACCGAAAAUGCAUCAUCGUUUUCGAAAACCUCCGUUUUCACCGUCCACACUACAACGCAAAAACGCCUUUUUCAAAUUAUAAUAAAAAGCUUAGUCUCAGGAGCUGUUUACACGAUACUGCUUUUAACUAAAAACGGAACAUUUUUUAUGCAUUUCGGCAGUUUGUUUUUCACGACAAUGGCAUUCUGGGGGACUGAAAACGCAAAUUUUGAAAACAGGAUACAAAGUGCAAGUUUAUGAAAACGAUACCGUUAUCGUCUAUAGUCUUUCUUUACAAAGUGACAUCGCCAACUACUGGCCUGGCAGCAUAAGCAUUUUUAGUCAUUUUCGUGGAUCCGUUUAAACGAGAAUCGUUUUGACAACGUUGUCGUCUGUACGCGAAAAACGUACAUCGUUGUCAUGUACACGUGCCCUCAGUAUGGACGGAAGGCCAAAACGGAGAGAAAAGGAUGUGUUUUCAAAUGAAAACAUAAUAGUGUGGACAAAGCCUAAAUUUCUUUAGCAUUACAAAACCAAAUUUAAACUGUAACACUAACACAGCGGUUUACACAGAGCCAUAAACAAGGCGUUGUACAGUGACACAUGCUAAUGCAUGCUUCCACAUGGUUAUCAUGGUAUGGUCAGCUUAUGGUUUAGAUUGUGUGAAAAUAGUUUAUUCUAAAUUACUCAGCUGUUUUAUGGAAUGCUGUGUCGUCAUUAGUCUUCUUGGCAAAAGGAUUUUGCAGCGGUUUAGUUUCAAGCCUGAACGAGUGAAUUUGGGCUAAACACAGAUCAUGUCACCAUUUGAUUUCAGGGAUUUCUUUCUUUGUGCGUAUGUGUAAGGAACAAGGGCAAUAUACAUUUACAGUGUACAUUUAAAAUAUGAAGUACAUAAAAAUCUUCCAGGCUUGAGAUUUGCUGAGAUUUCCAUGGGAGCAAAUAAUUACACAUCCUCACUGAUUUUGAGUGAAUGAUACUUCCCGGACAAAAUAUACAAUAUAAUCAAAACCUCUAAAUAGCUAAACAGUCAAAUUUAGAAGUACUGUGGAUAUCUUACUAUUUUGUGUGGUAUAAAAUGUAAAAUUCUGUGGGCACAGCUUCUGUACAGUGGCUCAGUUUGGUCCUGUUUUUAUUUUCUUAUUUCAUGACAAUCCACAAGUAUUCAUAUGUAGUGUUUAUACAUACAUUUUGUACAUUUGGAUAUAUGCUGAAACAUACAAUAUAGAUGCAUUGACAGCAUCUAAAACAUAAUCAUAUAUAUAUAUAUAUAUAUAUAUAUAUAUAUAUAUAUAUAUAUAUAUAUAUAUAUAUAUAUAUAUAUAUAUAUAUAUAUAUAUAUAUAUCAGCGCAGCUUUAGAAACAUAAAAAAUCUUUAUGAAUACUUAAUAUUGUAUUAUAUAUAAUUUUGAUUAAACCAUCAAAAUAUUUUAAAUAUGCGGGAAGCUCAAAACACUAUAAGGUAUAUUUCUGAUAUUACAUCUAUUUGCAAAAAAAAAAAAAAAAAAGGCAAACUACAGCUACAUGUUUUAUUUUACUAUGUACAAAUUCACAGGAAAAAACAUACAUUGACUACAACAAAUUAUUAAUAUUUAUUAAUCAAGUUUUGGAAUAAGCAAUAUUUUCAUUGUUUCAAUUUUCAUUUUUGCAUGUUUCAUUGCGCUUAUCUUAAUUGACUAUAUGUGUGUGUGUGUGUGUAUACAUACAUACAUACAUACAUAUAUGUGUGUGUGUGUGUGUGCGUGCAAUUUUAGUCAUACUAUACCAUUAUAUACUUAUUUGUAAUGUUAUGAUGUCAUGGAUUAAAUACAAUACAAUCAGCCUCUUAAUUCCAUUAAUUAUUCAUAAACAUCUUUACAGUUGUUUAUACUGUACAUAAGCCUAGUUAUAUUUUAAAUGCUGUUAAUACAUCGUGUAUGUUUCAGUGUUUAUACAAACAAAAGAAAAAACAUUGAUAUUUUUUCCAUCUGCAGCUUUGGACACUAAGUCUGUACCACUUAAAUCUAUACCAGACUUUCCAACAAGCAGGCUAACAGUCCAGAUUAUGACUUUUUAUAUUUUGCUGACAACUUGUGUUAAGGAAAGUGAUCUCCAGUUUUUAUUUGCUAAAAUUAAAGUCUGCCCACUGUCAUGACUCACUGGGUUUCUAACAUCUCGAGGAGCAAAAAUUCUUUCUAAACACCUUGCUGUUUCAUCCUGAACAGAAACAAAAAGCUGACAAUUGGCUGUUUUUAAUCUGAAUGUAUUUCCCAGAGAGUGAUGUCAUACUACUUUGGGUUCAGAGAAUGCCGUUAUGUAUAGUCAUUAUUACAUUUCCUGAAUCAUGGGAGGAUGUUCAGACAUAGUGAGCAGAAAGGAAUCAAACGAUGGUGUAAAUUGUUUCAGUAUAUAUUUAGUGGAGCUGUGUUAAUGCCAUGAUCAGUAUUUUAAUACACCUUGAAUUUAUUUGUAUUCCUGUAUAUGUUUUUGGUCAUGCUGCAUUAUGAACAGCCUUGUUUGUAUUUUAGGCAAUCGGAAUGUUGAUCAAAUUGUCUCCAUUUUUCUAGCCUUGCUUUCUAUGGAUACGUACAUGUAUUGCCAUUACAACCAAAGCAACCCUGGGUCAAGGAAAACGACAAUUAUUCCCUGCUUUUCUAAAGACUACAGGAACAAUGCAUUCGGUAUUUCUUUGAUUGUUGACUUAUCUUUUCCAUAUCACUUUGAUUGUAUAAUAGGGUGUUAGUGCUGAGAAGCCCAUGCAGUAUAGAGGUAUUAUCAUGCAGAACACUACAUGUGGUUUAAAGGAACCUGUUGAAUGGAAGUAAAUAUGUGUAUAUGUCCUUUCAAAAUGCUGAGAUAAAUUAUGUAACUGAAACUAAACUGCGAAAGGAAAAAAAGCAGCCAAUAAAUAUUGAUAUACAUAGUUUAAACCUUA
Messenger RNA from Megalobrama amblycephala (Wuchang bream), 6502 nucleotides. It is a transcript of the gene clvs2, whose product is annotated as clavesin 2. The record is from RefSeq and is a predicted model, not a curated record. Gene Ontology annotation, cellular component: membrane. The transcript is spliced from 5 exons. Gene Ontology annotation, molecular function: phosphatidylinositol bisphosphate binding. Lineage: Eukaryota; Metazoa; Chordata; Actinopteri; Cypriniformes; Xenocyprididae. Bases 816 to 1805 code for a protein of 329 amino acids.